GGAGACCUGUUCAAAAACAGCAUGUUGUGGAUCUGCUGUACUCUCUUAAUUGCUUUCGCUUAUGGGCAAGAGCUUUCAGGGUCAUCUGCACCACCAGAACUGCAGAGAGAUAAAGAAUUGGCAACAAAUUCUUCAAGCAAUACAACAUCAUCCCUGGAGAUAACAACAGAUUAUUUAAUUGAGGAUUAUGCUGAUUUUGAUAUAAAAAAUGAUACAGUAACAGAAUCAUCAAGAGCAGAAAUCUCUCUGUCAACGUUUCCACCACCAACAGAUUAUGUUACAGAUGAUUAUCUAAACUUUGGUACAGAAAACAGUGCAGGGACCACAUCAUCAAAUGAAGAAUAUAACCAAUCAACAAUUCAUCCACCACCAACAGAAGACAAUGCAAGGACCACAUCAUCAAAUGCAGAAAAUAGUCCAUCAACAAUUCUUCCACUACCAACAGUUACAUCAUCUUCAACAUCAAAGCAAAAUACAUCAACAGAAUCAUCUCCAACUUCAACAAUUUUGUCCUCAAAAACUAAAGGAAUGAUCAACAAAAUGAAUACAGCACUAACUCAAAAGUCAGAUCAAAGUGCAUUGUCAGAACCAUCCACAACUCUGUCUCCUUCAACGAGCCCAACAUUGGGUAAAAUAACAGAUGUGCAAAACAUAACUAAUUCCAAGACAAACGCAUCUUUCACAACAAGACCUCAGAUGUUGAACACAAUAUCAUCAACCAUGAUCCAGACCAGCGGCGGAAUAAAUACCAGCCAAACAACAGAAGUUACCACAACUUUAUGUCCUAUAUUCACUUUACAAGACCUUGGAGUCAUCUCAGCAGAAAACAUCAAAAACACAAGUUUUACCUUGAACUGGUCAGACAAUACCUUUGAAAUAUGUGGAGUCUACAACAUUGAGAAAUCAGUUGGAAUUGGAUAUUUGCUCUGUACUUUCAACUUUCACAACAACACAUGUAGCUUGUUUGAUCUAAGCCCAGGUCAAACCUACACAGUCAAUGUUCACUUCAUCAGCAAAACCAGUGCAACUCUGACAAGAUCGUUGAACGUUACUACAGAUUCAGAUGAAUGUAGCAAUGGAGAAAGUCGAUGUGAACAGAUCUGCAUUGAGCGUUAUAAGUUUGAAGAUAGUCGAGGUUAUGAAUGCAAUUGCCAGAGAGGAUUCGUAUUAAGUUCGGACAGAGAAACUUGCACAGCUCUUGAUUCCUGCACACUAAAUUGUACAAAUGGAGAAUGUUUCAUUGACCCAGUCUCUGAACAGCCCACAUGUUACUGUGACAUUGGAUACAUUUUAGAUGAAACAGGCAGAGUCUGCAAUGAUAUUGAUGAAUGCUUAAGCCUACCAUGUUGGAAUGAAGCCACCUGUGUAGAUUCCAUUAAUGCCUUUUCCUGUAACUGUUUGCCUGGCUAUACUGGUAAACUCUGCGAACAAGUGAUAAACAACUGUGCUAGCAAGCCAUGCCAAAGUAAUGGAUUCUGCCAGAAUCUCAUUAAUGACUACCAUUGCUGGUGUUUUGACAAUUGGGAAGGCAAAGACUGCAAUGAAGAUGUUGAUGAGUGUUCACGAGGUACGCACAGAUGUGAUCAGAAUGCUGGAAUAUGUGACAAUGUAUUCGGAUCCUACAUAUGCUCCUGCAAGGAAGGAUAUGAAAGUGAUGGCUUCAUCUGUAAAGAGAAAAGAUUGUUUCAGUAUGGACAAGAUUGUGGAGAUAUAGAACUUGUUGGGGAAAGUCGAGAUUUCAACUCUCCAAUUAUUAACAUUCCACAGGGCUUUCCCUUUGAUGAUGCAUUUUACUACAGAUUAUAUUUUUCAGAUAAUGGACUGAUUACAUUUCAAAGACACAAUGAUUAUCUGCAGUAUAUGUACUCAACUCCAUUCUGGGCAUUCAGUAAAUACUUUUAUUGGCGAACUCCACCAAUGAUUGCUGUUUUUUGGGAUGAUGCUGACCUAACAAGAGGAUUAGGAUCUAUUUACUAUCAGGUGUAUGAUUUCCAAAACAAAACUGAUGCUCACAGUCAAACUUUUCAGAGAGAGAUUGAGGAACAUGUCAACAAUUACUAUGGGUCAGAACUGAACAUUACAAGCUUCUCACCUAAAUGGGCACUGAAGAUCACUUGGGAAAACGUCCUUCCAUACACUGGAUAUCAAAACUCAGAUCCUAAUGGUACCAAUACUUACCAAGCAGUCCUAACAACUGAUGGUAUAUUUUCCUUCUGUUUAAUUCAAUUCAAAGAUGGUGGAAUGAACUGGAAAUAUGACAUAAGGCCUUACUACAGAAACUAUGCUCUCAUGGGCUAUUAUAGUGGAUCACUGCGAUCAUAUCUUAAUUCGGACAUGAGUCUAGUCUUUAAUGACCCUCAGACCAGAUUUAAUGUACCACCUGAAAAGAUCUAUCACCCAGAUAGGUACCCUGGGUUUAAAACAGGUAGAAAUGGACGUUGGGCCUACCGUCUUGAAAGAAAUAACAUUUCAAUAAUAAACCCAAGACAAAAAUGCAUGGAUUGGUAUUUAAGGGAACCUGAACCUUAUUGGAGCAAUGACACAUCCCCUUGUCCCUGUACAUUUUGGCAAGCUAUCUUUGAUCGUGCCUUUAUAUGGGGAAAUAGUAUAUAUUAUUAUGGGUUUGGUGUUAAAGACAUUCAAGCAUCAUACCUCACAAUGCAAAGUAGAUUCCCCAGCCAGCAAGGUUCUGGAAUGCGAUGCUACUAUUCAUGGAAUGGUGCUUUAAUCCACGGUGAAAAAGAAACUUUCCUGCCAGCACCAUGGAUUUAUUUUGACUGGUGGACUUGGUGGCAGAAGGGUUACACAUAUUAUAUGGAGAAAUGGAACGAUUUUUGGUACAAUGUCUUACCACCAUUGAGAAAGCAAUACAAAGAAACGGAAGUUGAUCCUUACCAUGACUGUUGCAGAGACUCUGGUGAUGAUUAUUUCUGUAAUCUUUACCACACAAAGAGACCGAAGGACCACUGCAUUGGAUACAUUCCUCCACGGAUAGGUUUUUUCUUUGGCGAUCCCCACGUGGUGACCCUGGAUAGUGUAAAAUACACCUUCAAUGGUCUGGGAGAAUUUAUUGUAUUAAAUGUAAUAGACGAUAAUGGCGCAUUGACAUUUACCUUGCAUGGACGAACCCUCAGAGCUGGCGUGAAUAGAACAUCACAGGCAACAAGCUUUGUAGCAUUGGCAGCACGGGGACCAAGUGGAACAAAGGUUCAGUGGAAUCUCAAUGAUGAUGAUGAAAUAAGUGUGAUGGUUGAUGGUAGCAUUUUCGAAGUUACAGAAAAUUCUACCUAUAUAAAGCAAGUAACCUUACAAAAGACAAGCAACAAUGAAACAGUGGCCACUUUUGAAGGAGGAGCAUCCAUUACUGUUUCAGGAAUGAAGGGGGCUUUGGCAUUCACUACAACAUUAGAUAAUUCUUUAAAAAAUAAAACAGAAGGACUCUUGGGUGUCUGGAAUGAUGAUAAAACAGAUGAUUUUAAAGCCUCUGAUGGAACAUAUCUUGACUUUGAUGGAACAAUUCUGCCCAAUGAAACUCAGAUAUUCUUUAAUUUUGGCAUGACUUGGAAAACAUCUCCAAACAACAGCAUAUUUACAUACAACACCACUGCUGGAGAGUCUUGGUACACAUACAACAAUAAUAGUUUUGUACCUUUGUUUUAUGAUGAGCUUUUGCGAACAGCUGAAAAGGAGAAAAUUGACAAAGCUAAUGAAACAUGUCAAGGAAACGAUGACUGCAUUUUUGACGUUUUAAGUACAGAUGAUUUAUCUUUUGGAGCAGUAACAUUACAAAGUGUGACAACAUUUACAGCACAGAACAGCACAAUGAAUAAUUUCCCACCUAAUAUCUCCGGAAGUUCAACCAUUCAAACUCGCCUCAAUGAACCAGUGUUUGUUCUUUUUACUGCAACUGAUAGCAAUAAUGAUGAGGUGACAUUUUCCGUGGCAACUAACUCUCCAGAUAUCACAAUCACAGAAAAUGGAAACUUUUCUUGGAAUCCAACAAGCUCCAUCCCAGUGUUUGCCAUAAUACAAGCAAAUGAUUCUAAAGCUGUUUCUGUGUUAGGAUUAACACUUGUGUUGUGCAACUGUAGUAUCAAUUCAACCUGUGAUUAUUCCAGAUCGAUUUUAAGCACAACAACAAACAAUACUGUUUUUAAGGUUGCAGGAUGUCGCUGUACCACUGCCUACACGGGUGAUUACUGCACUGAGGAUUUUGAUGCUUGUCAAGAUAACCAAUGCUUCUUGAAUGACACUUGCAAAGACCAGCCUGCACCACUGGAGGGCUACACCUGUGAUCCCUGUCCAGAUAACUUAAAAGGAGAUGGGAUAAAAUGUUUUGACUUAGAUGAGUGUUUGGAAAACAUAUCCUCCUGUGAACAGAUCUGCACCAAUGUGUUUGGAGGAUACAACUGCAGCUGCAAUGAGGGCUAUGCAGUAAGCACACUCAACAGCUCCUUGUGUACUGACAUCGAUGAGUGCAGUGAUACUUCUACAUGUCCAGAAAAUGCUGACUGUCACAAUGUAAUAGGAAGCUACACAUGUGUGUGCAAGUCUGGAUAUGAAGGAGAUCCGUACAAAUUCUGCAUUGAUAUAAAUGAAUGUCUUGCCUACAAUGCCUGUCCAGCUCGGAAUUCGAUUUGUACUAAUACCAAUGGCUCUUACACAUGUAAUUGCUCAGCAGGAUACGAAGGAUCCAAUUGCUCAGUUAUCAAUGAGUGUAACUCAUGCUCACCAUAUUCACAAUGUACCUUUGAUGGACAAAGCUAUAACUGUACUUGCAAACCAGGAUUUUCAGGGAAUGGUACCACCUGCAUUCCAUUGCCAAGUCCAUGUGGCUCUUCCCAAUGCUCUCCAUCAUUCUGCAAAAAUGGAGGAACCUGUGUACCCAACCCUGAUGAUGGCUGCAAACCUUUCUGCCAGUGUCCACGUCAGUACGGAGGGGAGCAGUGCACACUUGCAAGUCUGCAGUUUGUUGCAGAACCAUUAUCAACUAUGCCAAAGAGAUCAGUCAAUAUUACAUUGAGGCUACAGGGAAUCAAUGUGACUGUCUUAAGUAACAGAAGCAGCAUAGAUUACAUCUCCCUGACUAAUAGCACUUCAGUAAAGGUUUUUGGAAUUUUGUCCAGCUUGCAAAGAUUUGCUGACAAUUCAGAGCCAGUUUUCUGGUCACAUGGAGAAACAGUAACCGCUGCUGUUGUGACAUUGUUCAAUUAUAACGGAAACAAAGUGGUGAUUGAUUUCCUGAAUGAUGGAUUAUAUGCUGCAAUUCAGAACGCCUUCAAUAAUUUACAACGGUUUACUCGUGCCCUGACUCCCGACGCUAUUUCUUUUGAAUAUUUAAAUAGGACCGACAUUAAAGAUAUCAGUAGAUUAUCAUAUAAUGAUUUGUUGAAUCAUUUAAGCUGCAAUGACACGGAAUUUACUGGCUAUGUGCUUCAAUGGAAUGAUGAAAGUGGAGUGAUUUGCAGAUCCCCCUGUGAUUUGAAUUAUUGCCUGAAUGAGGCGGAGUGUCAGCAUCUGACAACUGGACCAAUGUGCAAAUGUGUUCCAUGGGCAAUAUAUUCCAGUCAUGGUGAUCGCUGUGAACACUUAUCCGUGAAGCUUGGAGCAUUUUUUGGCAUUCUGUUUGGAGCUUUGGGGCUCUUGCUGAUCAUAUCCUUGUUUGUUAUCUGGAAAUGCAAAUCACCUAAAAAAGGAAGACUCAUAAAUGAGAGUGACAGUACUGCAAGUGGUGAAAAUUAUGGAAGAUACUAUUCACAACCAAAUAUAUAGUAAACAAAACAACAGAAAGUUCUACACCUAGUACUGUAUUCUGUAACUCCAUGACCUUAUGCACAAAAGGAAUGCUGUUGGAAAUGAAGAUUACAACAAUAUACCCUGCUUCUAUGACUAAUUCUUUAAAACACAGGAUUUCUUCUAAUGAUAUACUGAAAUUGGAACUAUUGUAUCAAUUAUAUGCAAACCAAAUUUUCUUUUUAGAAAAUCAAUAAAAGGUCACUGAAAAUGAAUAUUCUUAAACCAAUGUAACAAUGAGGAAUUCAACUGAAAGCAUUUAGCUAAAAUAAUACACUUGAACAAAGAAAAAAUUCACACUUAUAUAAUUGCUAUUUUUUUUCAGUUAUUUGUAUUAAAAUCAAAAAAAUUUCACAAUUUUUCUUGGCAAUGUUUGUGUAAAAUUGCUAAGCCAUAUGAACAUGUAAUCAAAUUAAAUGCAAAUGUAAUAUAUUCACACACAACUCUUGGUAAGAAAGAUCAGUUCAAUGUUCAAGGAUCCUUUAACAAAGCGAAAUGGAAUUUAUUUUUAUGAAGGGGCUUAGAGGAGUUCUUUUGAUAUGUUUGAAAUCAAAUC
This is a messenger RNA of Chiloscyllium plagiosum (whitespotted bambooshark), 6349 nucleotides long. Its product is annotated as mucin-4-like. The record is from RefSeq and is a predicted model, not a curated record. Lineage: Eukaryota; Metazoa; Chordata; Chondrichthyes; Orectolobiformes; Hemiscylliidae. Gene Ontology annotation, molecular function: calcium ion binding; ErbB-2 class receptor binding. Gene Ontology annotation, biological process: cell-matrix adhesion.